AUGGCAGCGAAAAUUGAUUUACCUUGUGUACCUCAGUUCGUGAUAGGAGGAGAACUAACAAAUGUAGCCCAAAGAUGGGACGAUUGGAUGAAGAGAUUCAAAUAUUAUAUGGAAGCAUCCGGAGUUACUACUCAGAAACAAAAACGUGCGCUUCUCCUACAUUUAGCAGGACCGGAAGUUCAGGACAUAUAUGAUACUAUUGAACAUACAGGUGAGAAGUUCGAUGAUAUAGUUAAUGAUUUGAAUACCUACUUUGCACCCAGAAAAAACGUUGCUUUCGAAAGACAUAUGUUUCGUCAGGCAUCACAAAAUGAAAAUGAAACAGUUACAAAUUUUGUGACACGAUUGCAAAAACUUGCAAUAUCUUGCGACUUUGGAGUGGCAAAAGAUGACAAUAUCCGUGAUCAGGUCAUCGAUAAAUGCAAAUCAACAGCACUAAGAAGAAGAUUUCUGCGAGAAAAAGAACUCAACUUGAUUAAAGUACUGGAAAUAUCAAGGGCCGUAGAAAUGUCAGAUAGUCAGGCACAGAAAAUGGAAGAAAAUCCAGCUAUUCCACAAGAGGUCAACAAAAUUAACCAACAGAUGAAAUCGAAAAAGUUUCCAAAUUUCGAAAAACCAAAACCAAGUCGUGCAUCGGAACGGAAUGGCAGAGGUCAUGGAACACAACAUUCUGGAUACAAAGGACCCGGAGGGCAACACCAAUUCCCUAGAAACAACCAACGAUGUUACAGAUGCGGAAAUCAAGGUCAUUUUGGUCGUGACUGCAGAAUAACACGGGGAAAAAAGUGCAAUAAAUGUGGAAAUGAAGGUCAUUUUGCAAAAGUGUGCAACACCAAGCGCCUUAAUUGCGUCAACAUUCUAGACGGAGUAACAUUUCGAAACUUGUUUCCAGACAAUAAAGCUUUGAAACACCCAACAUCAGAAAUUUUUGCAUACGGAUCACCAAAACCACUGAAACAACUUGGUAUCAUUACGGCAGAGUUGAAACAUAACGGCGAAUCUAUUCGUACAACUUUCCAUGUAAUUCCCGGAAAAUAUGGAAACUUGAUCAGCAAAACAACAGCUGAGCAAUUAAAACUGAUUAAACUGGAGCAACAUUUCAUCCAAGAGAUAACAAAAGAAGCUUCCACAAUAGUUCAGGAAUACAGUGACCUAUUCGUUGGACUUGGAAAACUUAAGAAAUUUCAACUCAAAUUACAUGUAGACAACACAGUACGACCAGUGGCUCAACCCUUACGCCGUCUGCCAUAUCACAUGCGUGAAGCUGUUGGAAACAAAAUUGAUGAAUUGGAAAAUUUAGAUGUAAUUGAAAAAGUUGAGGGACCGACACCAUGGGUUUCACCUCUUGUUUGCAUACCAAAACCGAAGCAAAACGACGUGCGAAUCUGUGUGGAUAUGCGUCAAGCAAAUAAUGCGAUAAUGCGGGAACGAUUUCCUAUUCCGAAUGUAGAAGAAACACUACAAGAAAUGAAUGGAGCUACCUGUUUCUCAAAACUUGAUCUUAAAUCGGGAUUUCAUUAA
Molecule: messenger RNA, 1521 nt
Organism: Saccostrea cuccullata (small rock oyster)
Lineage: Eukaryota; Metazoa; Mollusca; Bivalvia; Ostreida; Ostreidae
Exons: 1
Coding region: 1-1521 (506 amino acids)
Molecular function (GO): zinc ion binding; nucleic acid binding
Source: RefSeq, a predicted model, not a curated record